UCCCCCUGGUUUGCCUCUACAUUCUGAAUUACUUCUGGGCCAUGGGGAACAAAAAGUCUUGGGAUGUAGAGCUCAAUGGGGCUGUAAUUGUGCCAGAGACAAAGGCAAAACCAAGGACUGGGGAGGAUGAGCUGGAAGAACGAGGACAGUGGACCAACAAAGUAGAGUAUGUGCUGUCUGUGGCUGGAGAGAUCAUUGGUCUGGGAAACGUUUGGCGAUUUCCUUAUCUCUGCUACAAGAAUGGAGGUGGAGCUUUCUUAAUUCCAUAUGCCAUCUUUCUCUUUAUCUGUGGAAUUCCACUUUUCUUCUUGGAGACAGCCUUGGGACAAUAUACCAGUCAAGGAGGAAUCACUGCUUGGAGAAAGAUCUGCCCUAUCUUUGAAGGAAUUGGAUAUGCUUCCCAAGUGAUUGAAUCUUACCUGAAUAUUUAUUACAUUGUCAUUCUGUCUUGGGCCCUAUUUUAUCUCUUUAACUCCUUCUCAGCUGUCUUACCCUGGGCUAAUUGCAAUAAUUACUGGAACUCAGAGUACUGUGUGGACUCUCUGAAUGGUUCUGAUCCUGGAAAUAAUACUAAUGCCCCCUCUCCAGUUAUCGAGUUUUGGGAGAGGCGUACGCUGAAAAUAACAGAAGGUAUUCACAAUCUGGGCACUGUGCGCUGGGAAUUGGCUCUCUGCCUCAUGCUGGCCUGGAUCAUCUGCUAUUUCUGCAUCUGGAAAGGAGUCAAGUCCACUGGCAAAGUAGUCUACUUCACUGCCACUUUCCCUUACCUAAUGUUGAUUGUGCUGCUAAUUCGAGGAGUCACUCUCCCUGGGGCCUUAGAUGGAAUUAUAUUCUACUUAAACCCAGAUCUUUCCAGGUUGGCUGAUCCUCAGGUAUGGAUGGAUGCAGGCACACAGAUCUUCUUUUCAUAUGCCAUUUGUCAGGGAUGCUUGACAGCACUUGGCAGCUACAACAAAUAUAACAACAAUUGUUACAGAGAUUCCUUCAUGCUCUGUUUCUUGAACAGUGCCACAAGCUUUGUGGCGGGUUUCGCCAUCUUCUCUGUGUUGGGCUUCAUGGCACAGGAACAAAAUGUCCCCAUUUCAAAAGUAGCUGAAUCAGGUCCUGGCCUAGCAUUUAUUGCCUAUCCCAAAGCAGUAACCAUGAUGCCUGUAUCUCAGCUGUGGGCCUGUUUGUUCUUCCUUAUGUUGAUCUUCUUGGGGCUGGAUAGUCAAUUUGUCUGUGUCGAGAGCUUAGUGACUGCCAUUGUUGACUUGUUCCCGGAGGUCUUCCGUAAGAAAGGACGUAGAGAGCUGCUGAUCCUGGGGAUUGCUGUGAUUUGCUAUCUUAUUGGCUUGCUGCUGGUCACGGAGGGUGGGAUGUACAUCUUCCAGCUGUUUGAUUAUUAUGCAGCCAGCGGCACGUGCCUUCUCUUUCUUGCCAUCUUUGAAGUCAUCUGCAUUGCUUGGGUUUACGGAGCUGAUCGGUUUUAUGACAAUAUUGAAGAUAUGAUUGGCUACAAACCCUGGCCCCUGAUUAAAUACUGCUGGCUCUACCUCACACCUGGAAUUUGUUUGGCUACCUUCCUGUUUUCCCUCAUUAGAUACCAACCCCUCAAAUACAACAAUGUUUAUGAAUAUCCUCCGUGGGGGAUUGCAGUGGGUUGGGUGUUGGCGUUGUCCUCUAUGAUCUGCAUACCAUCCUAUAUUAUUAUCAGCUUCCUGAAAACCAAAGGAUCUUUCAAAGAGCGGUUAUACCAGCUCACUGCUCCAUCAGAAGACUUGCCCCAGCCAAAGAAGCAUCUAAUUGGCAGUUCUGAAAUGGGAUCCCAGCAUCCAAUUAAGGAAGUGCUUGGCAUGACGGAGAAGGAAACCAACUUCUAGUGCUUUUUGACACUCUAGAAGGGUCUCUUCAUAUUUCUGAAGACUUCUGCUUAUAUCCAGGCUGAGUUCCCUUUGAGGUCUUCCUUAUUCUCUUCAGAUGUCAGCAAUUUCUAAGAACCGAUCACUGGAUCAUUGUUUUCCAUCAGUACAAGAGCAGCUGUAAAAUCAUCACAGUGAUGAUCAUGGCUCAGGAUCUCCAUGAAAACCUUUUCAUUGACAUUGUCAGAGAAUGGAGCUGUCACUUUGUGAAUGCUGCAUAUACACUCUGUCCUUGAACUGUGUUGUGUUCUGUUUGCAAGAAUUAAAUACGCAGCAUGAUCAGCAUGAAAAUCAUCCAUUGAAGCUGGUCAACCUCAAUCAUCUUUUCUUUAAUUGUUUUUCCAGUGCUACCUCCACUCUUCGAUACAAUAUUAACAAUUCUGUGAAAACCCUAAUCCAGGAACCUCUUAGAUUAGCCAGAUUUGUACUCUGUGACAGCAGGAUGAAUGCGUCUUAGACAAAUUUGAUGGAUUACUUUUUUCUAUUGUUCUCAAUGGUUUACAUAAAUCUGCUACAGGUGAGGGCUUUUUUCAACAAAUAUCAUACCAAUCUGUUUGGACUUUCUAAAUUAAAGUUGAUUGAACAGUCUCUCCCACUGGUGACAGCCCAGAGGAGGGAAAGGUGGCAAAUUGGAAGCAAAAUAAUUUUGUGAUAUACUUCUUUCACAUUCUCUCCUUCAUCUCUUGGAGAAAAGAUUGGCACUGAAAGGCUGACAGUCUUUCAGUUUGAAUAUACCUCAUCUGACAGUGCUCCGUGUUGACAUCCUUGAGUUGUUGGAAAACUAGAAAACAAAAUGUGACUUCAGUGGGAACUGCUGUAAAAUGAAAUGCCAAAAUUGUCUUAGUGUGUGUGUGUGGGGGGGGGGAAACAUAUAAGAAAUAACCAACUUGAGAAUGACCCACUCCUGGACACUUAUUUUGCCACAGCAAUGCAAAAACUUGCAUAUGAUUUAUAACGCAAAAGCAAAAAAUAAGAAAUGAAACCUACAAUCAGCCAGAAGAACAAGAGUUGUGCAGAGCGAGCUGAUUUGCCUGCCUUUAUUUCUUAUGUAACUGCUCUAUUUUUUAAAAAGACAAUUUAAUAUGCUCUUAUGCAGCAUGAACGUCCUCAGAAUUUUUCCCAUGGCACUUAGGACUCCUACAAAUUGACAGAACUUUUUGUUUCUUUGCAUCUGUUUUCAGAAAUAUUGUGUGUCCCAAGCAAUUCACAGUUUUCAAGAAACUGUAUAUACAAUUGAAAUCAUUGUUCCUUGCUGUAAUAGUGCUUGUAAUUUGACUUUUUGGCAGAGGUGUUUCUGGAGGGUAUAAAAAAACCAAGAUGAUGACCAUAAUUGUAUAAUUGAAGCCUGGCCCCCCUUUGUACAUGUGUUGCACAAGGGAUGCAUGUAAAAAGGGGUGGGCCUUCAUUAGUGUGAUUGUGGUCCCCAUUUGGAUUCCCUCUUACACCCCUAGUUCCAGCCUAUCUUUAAAUAAUGAAGCCCAAGGAGGAAAUUUUCUAUUGUUACCAGGUUGCAUGAUGCUAUUUCAGACUACAGUAGAAAAAGGUAGCUUACUCUUAAGAUUUAUUUGAGAUUAAAUAUUAUAUUCAUUUACCUGCGAGUCAGUAAGGACAGAUAAUCCUCUAUUUACAACCAUAAUUGAGCCUAAAAUUUCUGUUGCUAAGUGAAACAUUUGUUAAGUGAGUUUGACCCCAUUUUAUGACUUUUCUUGCCAUAGUUGUUAAGUGAAUCAUUGCUGUUAUUAAGUU
Crotalus tigris (Tiger rattlesnake) is the source of this 3647-nucleotide messenger RNA. RefSeq names its product sodium- and chloride-dependent betaine transporter-like. Gene Ontology annotation, cellular component: membrane. The transcript is spliced from 15 exons. The record is from RefSeq and is a predicted model, not a curated record. Bases 42 to 1862 code for a protein of 606 amino acids. Gene Ontology annotation, biological process: sodium ion transmembrane transport. Lineage: Eukaryota; Metazoa; Chordata; Lepidosauria; Squamata; Viperidae.